CAAGGUCAGUGUGUGGGUUGAGCUUCAACACAAUGACAUCAAUUGCUUCCACUGUAUAAAAUGGACAAAGACUGAUGUGAGAACCAAGACCAAACUUUACUGCGGCCAGCUGAGCCACUGGAAUACAGUCUCUCAGGAUGUCAAUCUACCCAGAAUGCAGUUGGCUCCUCUUUGCAUGCAUGUGCCACCUCCUUGUGUCUGCUGGAGGCUCUGUACUGCAGCCUUGCGAGCCAAUCAAUGAGACCAUUUCUGUGGAGAAAGAUGGAUGUCCAAAAUGUCUGGUGUUCCAGACCUCCAUCUGCAGUGGCCACUGCAUGACCAAGGACCCAAGCUACAAGAGCCGACUGUCCACGGUGUACCAGCGAGUGUGCACGUACCGGGACGUCCGCUACGAGACAGUCCGUCUGCCCGAUUGCCGCCCCGGAGUGGAUCCCCAUGUGACCUUCCCCGUGGCUCUGAGCUGUGACUGUAACCUGUGCACCAUGGAGACCUCUGACUGCACCAUCCAGAGCCUGAGGCCUGACUUCUGCAUGAGCCAGAAAGCCACUCUCCCUGCUUAG
Conger conger (European conger) is the source of this 560-nucleotide messenger RNA. RefSeq names its product luteinizing hormone subunit beta (gene lhb). Bases 138 to 560 code for a protein of 140 amino acids. Gene Ontology annotation, molecular function: hormone activity. Lineage: Eukaryota; Metazoa; Chordata; Actinopteri; Anguilliformes; Congridae. The record is from RefSeq and is a predicted model, not a curated record. Gene Ontology annotation, biological process: G protein-coupled receptor signaling pathway. The transcript has 3 exons. Gene Ontology annotation, cellular component: extracellular region; cytoplasm.